Molecule: messenger RNA, 2562 nt
Organism: Didymodactylos carnosus
Lineage: Eukaryota; Metazoa; Rotifera; Eurotatoria; Philodinida; Philodinidae
Source: the annotation of a GenBank genome assembly
GUUGCUUUCCAAAUGAUAAUAUUAGAGUUUUGUUCAGUUUUUUAUGCUCUUUCGAAUGAUAGAGUUGGAAUUUUAAAAAAAUUAAAAUUUUAUUAAGUAAUUGCUAAUUAUUAUUAAUUAAUAAUUAAAUAUUAAUUAAUUAAUUAACCACAAUAUAAGUAUAAUUACUUUUUACCAAAAUGUAGCCCAUUAAAUUCUGCAUCAAAUGGUAUAUAGAACAACUUUCAGAUGUUGUGAAAUAACGUAAAAAUUAGCCAAACACUAAAAAUGUGCUCUACUUUUCCCCUACAUUUUACUACAGUGUUUAGUAUUUUGACUAUAACAUUGUCAUUACUCAAUGAAAAUCAAAAAAUUUGUUUACAGAAAUGAUCAGCGAUAAAAGCUCUACAACAAUAGAUAUAAGAGAAAAUUUUAAGAAUAUCCUUGCUAUUCGUUUAUGUGUAAAAAUAAAAAAGUCCAGGCUUUUUUCAGCCCUCAAUGUAUGAGAUAAAUGUUUUUCAGUCCUGAGUUCUUUGCGCAACAACUUUCCCCAGUAAGAAUCUUGGACACUUCUUAAAAGUAUCUUACUAAGUCUUUUACUCCAAAAACGAUGCCAUAUUACUAGAAUUCAAUACUGCAUUUACAAAAAAAAUUCUCAGCGAGGCGUUGACAUUUAUUUAGUCAGUAAUUAUUUCUUAUUACAUUUACUUUUACCUAGUUUUUUAUGAAUUAAAAUGCGACACUCGUAUAGGUAUCAGUUCCCAUGCGAUAAUCAUAUGACAUUCCCUCGGCACUUCUCUUAUGAGAAGGAAACAAUGAAGUCAACAAGACAUUAGAAAUACUAGGAGUAUACUGUAGUGUUUAUAUACGCGGAUGUUCACAAAGCAAAAUAGUGAUUGCAAACAAAAUUUUGGCAUAGCUGCAUACCGAUGCAAGAAUAAUAGAUUUUUCUGACACUGAUGAACACCAGUUCGAAACUUGAAAAUUUCUUUACUAUAUUCCUCAACAAAAAAAUAUUUUUAUCGGCAUUUGUGUGCCACCGAUCUAGUACAGAAAAAUUCACUAGUUUGGCACCAGUACGCAUUUGUGCCAAACAAAACAUAUCAUUCCAUACUGAUGUGCACCGAUGCGGUACAAGUGUAGAUUAAGAAAAAAUUUGUAGAGUGUUGUACGCAGAAAUGUUCUAACAAAUGAUCCAACUAAAUUUUUAUAAAUCUCGUAUCUUGAAGGUUUUCAACGAUGCUCUGAUCAUUUCUAAGAAAUUUUAAUUUAUUUCUAUAUAGGGUUUCUUCCACUACUUUUUCACACUAAUUACAUUUUGCUGAAAAUAUAGUAUUUGAGUAGAAAAGUUUUUCGAUGGUAUACCAGAGUUAUUAUAGUAACUCGCAUAGAUAUGUUAGCGGUACGUUUUGUAAAUUUCAUAUUUCACUUAAUGGCUCUUAAAUUAAAUGAAAACGCAACUUUUUAGAAAAUUGAAUACGUUGCAUUUACAUGGAUCUAAUAAUAGCUUAAUAAUGCGGUUAAAAAGAGGGUGCAAAACUGAAUAAAUACUGGAGUUUGGCAUACUUAGAAAAUGCCAAAAAGUGGAUUUUCUAAAUGGUUUUCUAAAAAUCGGACAAAAAUAUUCUAUCAAAAUAUUAGCUGACAUCAAAGUAAACGAUUCAAUCAAAAAUGGCAACUAGAGCAGAGAAAGACUACUUAAAAUUAGCAUAGUUCAACUAACAUCUGAAAAUCCAUCUAAAAUCACCGAUUUAACCGUUUGUAAGAUUAUUUUCCCAUGCACAUGCCAAUCUCACUUCAUCAAAACUAUUACGAUUCAGAUACGCUUUCAAAUUAAGACAUUUGAUAUUAAUUUAUCGUUUUUAAAGGCUUCAAGGACUUGAAUAAAUAAUUGUGCCUCGUUUAGGCAUUAACUUUUAUGGUUUUAUUAGUGGAAUUGUUCAUUAUCGUUUUUCACGUGUCGAUAUUGUUAAUGAAUUAUUUAACGAGUCAAUCUACUAUUCAUUAUUAUCAUGUUUAUCGCUCUAUUCUCUAUCGAUAGCUUGUUUUUGUAAAUUUUAUUAUCGUCGUCCGUAUCCAUUUAUUCAUAAAAUAUUACAAUGUUCCGGCGUUCUACUUGUUUAUGUCUAUCAAAUAUGGCCAAUUGUAUUGCAAAUAAUCGUCUGUUAUAACUGUAGGUCAUCGUUAAAAUGGCAUUUGGCAGAAAUUCUAGCAUUUAUUGCUAGUGGUACACUAUUUGUGUUGAAAUUUCCGGAGCGCUUUCAUCCAGGUACAUUUGAUUUAAUUGGACAGUCCCAUCAUACAUUUCACUGGUUUAUAUUUCUAAUGGGAUUUUUCCAGUCGGAAGCCACUUACAGAGAUAUGUUACAGUUAAAAAAUCAAAUAAACAUUCAAGAUUUACAAAAAGAUAUAAUUUAUGCUUGUGCUAUAUUAACACUAGAAUUGUUGAUUGUUUAUGCAAGUUUAAAAUUAGGUUUUACACGCUUAGAAAAACACUAUAAAAAACACUUAGAAAAACUGAAUCAGUAUUCGAACAAGAGUAUUAUCGAUGAUGAGGAUGAAUUCAUCGAAAAAAUUGAGUAA